This is a messenger RNA of Pocillopora meandrina, 1340 nucleotides long. The record is from the annotation of a GenBank genome assembly. Lineage: Eukaryota; Metazoa; Cnidaria; Anthozoa; Scleractinia; Pocilloporidae.
AUGUUCGUUAAGGGUACCUAUGACGACCAUAUUCACGUGGAAUAUAAUCAUAACGACGAACUGACGUACCUUGUGGACCUCGGAAGAGGUAAGGAGAUUUUGUAACCGAGAUGUAAUCGACCGAACUUGUAUUGUAUGAGAUUAAAUAAACAUUAAAUAUAUAUUUGCAUGCGAUCCACUCUCAGCAAAUCGUUCUUAGAGCAACUUAGAAAAAGAAAUGAGAAGAAAAAGUACUGAUUUUAAAGAGCUUGAAACAAGAUGCUUCAACUUUCAAUUUUAAAAACUGGUUGACGUGGUCACUGUGAUUUGUUUCCAGGGAAGAGAAAAAUAAUGGCAAAGGGCGUGAAGCUGGACGACAACAAAUGGCACACAUUUCGACUUGAGCGAGUUGGACGUUCGUUCAACAUAACCAUCGACAAUGCAAGUAAACCACAAGGUAUAAGAGAUAUAGUUCAUGUUAUGAGGUCUAGUCAACAAGUUUUAAAAAAAUAACAUCAAGCGUAAGCCCUUUUGACGCUUAGUUUUCGUUUUUCACUGAUGCAUAGAUUCGAAAGGUCUCCACGAAUCACUAUUGUUUAUCCUAUCAUCCAGACAGAAAUCAGUUGCUAUGAUUUAUUCAGACUUUUUUAAUAAAUUUCUUCAUUGGAGAAGCGAUUAAGAAUAAAGAACUGUUUCGAAAAGAUCGUGUUAGUCUGUAUUUCUACUUUCGAUCAGCAAACUGAUCAGCGUCCAUCGUGUUCGUGCCGUAAUGUAAUUGUGCAUGAAUGCAUUUGAACAUUAACAACACGUGUCUCAAGAACUGAUCGUUGAUCUGAUCUGAACUGUCUGAUCGUUGUAACUCAGCACUUGGUGCAGAUGUUAAUUCUGUAAUAAUACAUUUCACUUUCAAAUUUGAUCUAUUUGAAAUAGUUGUAUUUGUAAUCUUUCAAUUUUUGCAUUGUCAUGCAUUUUAUACAUGAGUCUUAGGAUCAGAUAGAGAAGAUAAUGAUUGAAUAUAAAUCAAGGGAUUUCCACGAAGUAAGAGAUUGUAUCUUACUCAACCCAUUUUAAAUAAAUCGGUAAGAAACAAACUUCUGCCUCAUUUGACUCUUUUCAGUAUUAUUAUUACUAUUAUUUUUUCAGCUAUUGGAGAAGUUCCCGGAGACUACAACCAUCUCGAUAUACCAAAAUCAAAGGGUUAUUUCCUGGGCGCGCCGAAUUUUCCAAAUUUUAUUGGCUGCAUUCGGGAUCUCAAGGUUGAUGGAGAAGCAAUAAUUGCAAAUGCUGUGGGGGGAGCAAGCGGCUACUCAGUUACAAACAAGGAUGAAAUGAAAUUAUGCACCGAAAGUGACCAAGAGUAA